AUGGCUACCAGAAGCUUGAAACUAUACACGCUUUUGAUGCUUUUGCACAUCCUCACCGAUCCAACAAAUGCAGGCGCUCAACGGUUGUCCCAACCGAUUGAUGUUUCCAAGAUACCAUCUUGUCUAUUGGCAAGUUGCGAUUCCGAUCCCCUAGGCAGCGCACCUACAGAUGCAUGCAAGCCUACAGAACCGUCGACUCAGCUGUACGAUCGAAGCUGCUACUGCGCGCUCAAGGAUCCGCUCUACUGUGCAUGGUCGUGCACUUGGUGGGAGUGGAUGGCCACCGAGGACUGGUUCGUGAGCGAAUGUGGACCGGAGUCUGACGACCUUUCUUACGACGGUCUGCCAGACUGCGCGCACAGUUGUCUGCGCGAAAAGCUCGUCUACUAUGGCUGUGUCACCGAGGGUCGCAACUUCUUCUGUAUCCACGGCAGUCUGUUUGACUGCCAGCCCAACUGCCACAAGGAGAGCGAAAGGACGGCUGUCAAGAACUGGCUAAUGGACCGGUGUGGUGUCAGUGCCGCAUUGGCCGAGAAGGGCGCCGACACCGGUAUCUUCUAUGGCUCCACAGACGCAGCUUCGGAGUCGAGACAGUCGCCGAUCCUGUUUCGGUCCAAAAGGAAGGAGUUGAAGUGGUACGAGAUCUUUGCGAUUGUGCUGCUCUGCGUCUCUGUGCUUGUGGAAGGACUCAUCUGGAUCGAUCUACGCCUGAGGCAGAGAAAAUCCAGCCGUCACAGGCCCGAUCGCAAGGUCGAAUAUCAAGUGGCCUGA
Cladophialophora psammophila CBS 110553 is the source of this 771-nucleotide messenger RNA. RefSeq lists its product as uncharacterized. Lineage: Eukaryota; Fungi; Ascomycota; Eurotiomycetes; Chaetothyriales; Herpotrichiellaceae. Bases 1 to 771 code for a protein of 256 amino acids. The transcript has a single exon. The record is from RefSeq and is a predicted model, not a curated record.